CGCCUUUCUUCGCUCCGUUAAAAUUUCAACUCUCCGUUUUCUGUUAAGACUGCAUUGUUCAUCGUUCGUCACAGGCACUUCGUUUCUCUUAAUUGCCUUGCAUUUUCACUUUUCUGCCCUUAUCAAUCAUGUCUGGACGUGGUAAAGGAGGAAAAGCUCGCUCAAAGGGAAAGACCCGCUCUAGCCGUGCUGGCCUGCAGUUCCCAGUCGGCAGAAUCCACAGGUUGCUCCGCAAGGGCAACUAUGCUGAACGUGUUGGUGCAGGCGCACCAGUAUACCUGGCUGCAGUCAUGGAAUAUUUGGCGGCUGAAGUGCUUGAGUUGGCAGGAAAUGCCGCGCGUGACAACAAGAAGAGCAGGAUCAUUCCACGACACUUGCAGUUGGCUAUUAGAAACGACGAGGAACUGAACAAGCUGCUCUCUGGUGUAACCAUUGCUCAAGGUGGUGUCCUGCCAAACAUUCAGGCAGUGCUGUUGCCCAAGAAGACCACCACAGGGCCAGGCACUGGCAAGGUUGGAGGAAAACAGGCAUCUCAGGACUUCUAAGAGCAGUGUGUGUUACUAAUUUAAUUUUAUCAUAAUUCCACACAAUUUUCCCCGCCAUGGUGUGGCUUUAAAUAUUUUUAUAUGUGCGUAGUUGUGGUAUUGUCUCCAAGACUAGUUUUAUCAUGAUUCCACUUUCAUGUGUAUGUUGAUCAUAAUAGCAUAAUAAGUUUGUUCAUUUCAAUUUCAAGGAUUGCGUUUCUUUUUGUUUCUACUUCUAAAGCCUCAUUACAUAUAUGUAUCAUUAUACCUUAAAUACAAACAACUGACUACUUGCUAAAUCUUGAA
This is a messenger RNA of Cloeon dipterum, 830 nucleotides long. RefSeq names its product histone H2A-like. Gene Ontology annotation, molecular function: structural constituent of chromatin; protein heterodimerization activity; DNA binding. Gene Ontology annotation, biological process: heterochromatin formation. NCBI's taxonomy places the organism in Eukaryota, Metazoa, Arthropoda, Insecta, Ephemeroptera, Baetidae. The coding region runs from base 129 to 545 and encodes 138 amino acids. The record is from RefSeq and is a predicted model, not a curated record. Gene Ontology annotation, cellular component: chromatin; nucleosome. The transcript has 3 exons.